Bufo bufo (common toad) is the source of this 3899-nucleotide messenger RNA. RefSeq names its product phosphatidylserine synthase 1 (gene PTDSS1). Gene Ontology annotation, molecular function: L-serine-phosphatidylethanolamine phosphatidyltransferase activity. Bases 227 to 1576 code for a protein of 449 amino acids. The record is from RefSeq and is a predicted model, not a curated record. Gene Ontology annotation, biological process: phosphatidylserine biosynthetic process. The transcript is spliced from 15 exons. Lineage: Eukaryota; Metazoa; Chordata; Amphibia; Anura; Bufonidae.
CUCGCCACUGAGUCCCAGCUCUUUCUGAAAGAAGCCCAGGCGGUUAUCCAGUCUUUCCACAGAAAAGUUGAGUAAAUAGGGGGCGCGGGAGAUCAUUCUUGCGAUCGCAUGCCUGCUGAAUUUUUUAGAGCUCAGACUGUGCAAAACACAAGAUGGACACCAGCUGGGAGGGUUACUUCUAGCCACAUAACUACUACUGCCCAGAAUCACAAGGAAAGAACAUACGAUGGCGGCAAACAACAGGAUGGUCAACGAGCAGCAAGUGGAGGACAUCACCAUAGACUUCUUCUACAGGCCGCACACCAUCACCCUGCUCACCUUCACCAUCAUCUGUCUUAUGUACUUCGCCUUCACCAGGGAAGAUACGAGCCCAGAAGACAAUAUAUGGAGAGGAAUCCUGUCCGUCAUCUUCUUCUUCCUGAUUAUCAGCGUCUUAGCCUUCCCCAAUGGACCCUUCACGAGGCCGCACCCUGCAAUAUGGAGGAUGGUGUUCGGCCUCAGCGUCCUCUAUUUCCUCUUCAUGGUAUUUCUGCUCUUCCUAAACUUCGAGCAAGUGAAAGCAGUCAUGUAUUGGCUGGAUCCAAACCUGCGCUAUGCUACAAGAGAAGCUGAUAUAAUGGAAUAUGCAAUCAAUUGCCAUGUGAUCACCUGGGAACGAAUACUUAGUCACUUUGAUGUCUUUGCUUUUGGCCACUUCUGGGGUUGGGCCAUGAAGGCAUUACUGAUCCGCAGCUAUGGCCUUUGCUGGACAAUCAGCAUCACUUGGGAGCUGACAGAGCUGUUCUUUAUGCACCUUCUUCCUAAUUUUGCUGAGUGUUGGUGGGACCAAGUUAUCCUGGACAUCCUCCUAUGUAAUGGAGGUGGCAUCCUUCUUGGUAUGGUGGUCUGUCGCUUUUUGGAGAUGAGAAGCUAUCACUGGGCAAGUUUUAAAGACAUUCACACCACCACGGGGAAAAUAAAGAGGGCCGUGCUGCAAUUUACGCCGGCCAGCUGGAUCUAUGUGCGUUGGUUUGACCCUAAAUCUUCAUUUCAAAGAGUGGCUGGAGUGUAUAUGUUCAUGAUCAUCUGGCAGCUGACGGAGCUCAAUACAUUCUUCUUAAAACAUAUCUUUGUAUUCCAAGCCAGUCACCCGCUGAGCUAUUGCCGGAUUCUCUUCAUUGGCAUCAUUACAGCUCCAACAGUCAGGCAAUACUAUGCAUAUCUUACCGAUACACAAUGCAAAAGAGUUGGUACACAGUGCUGGGUGUUUGGAGCAAUUGCCUUCCUCGAAGCAAUAGUGUGUAUUAAGUUUGGGCAGGACCUGUUCUCCAAGACCCACUUGCUGUAUGUGGUACUGUGGCUGUUGUGUGUGGCGAUUACAACUUUCCUCUGCCUCUAUGGAAUGGUGUGGUAUGCCGAAUAUUGCGGACAACGACAAAAGAGCUUUUCUGAAUGUGAAGACAGCACUUAUAAUACUGAUAUUCCCUGGCAACAUAUGGAGAAGACGGAAAUUCCAGCGAGACACCAUGAAAGUACGACAACGUCCAGGAGAAAGAACCGCAGGGGCAAAGUCACCAAUGGAGUUGGAAAGAAAUAACUGUGAGAAUGGAGGCAAGCCUUAAUGCAGGUGUGCGAGCCGAACCUGGUGCUGCUACUCUGUGUGCGACGGUUCAUCCAUUCACUGAGCGCGAAGAAGGCACCAGGACGGACGCGUUAUCGGAAAGAUGCAGCUCUUGUGGCUCGUGUGAGUCAAGGAUCCUGAGUGACUGUGAAUUUCCAAACCAUUCUUGCCAUUCUGACCCUGGAUCCUACUGUAACGUAUAACCACUAGUCCACCCAGUGACGGGCACCAUGUUGCACGGCUGAGAGCAUCAUUAAGUUUCUGACCUGCAAAGUUUUUGUUUUUUUUGUUUUGUUGUGACGUGCUGCUUCUUUUUGACCGAUCGGUCUGCCUCUUGCUGACUUUGAUCGCUGCUGAUGCUCUGCCCUACAUGGGCAUUUAUUCUACCGUAUAGUGUGAUGUUUCUGUUGGUUUUGCUUUCUUUGUCAUUUUCACAUGCAGUCAGUGUGAUGUCCUGCUUUUUAAAUUUUUUAUUUUUUUUUUCAUUUUUUUUUCAACGGUCAAGGGAGAUGACGCUCUCAUGUCUUGCCGUUAUCGAACUAGGCUGCAGAUCGCACCUGCUUUUGUAACUUCACCUUUUUUCCAUUUUGCUUUUAAUAUUGUGUAAAAAAAAAAAAAUGUAAUGCAGCGCAUGUAAGAGACAACAUUUCAUUUAUCAUAAAGUGAAUCUCCACUUUUUUUUUUUUUAAAGCCUAAAAUGAUGUGCAAAUUCAUUUUUAAAUAUGUUCGUAGCGAUAGGAGCUCAGAUACUGAUACAGAGCUCCAAAUCCCCUGCAGAGAAAAGGAUUUUUUUUUUAAAAUAACUGCAGAGGGCUCCCCCUAGUGGUGGCCGCAGGCAGACAUCUUUUAAAUCUACACAUGUGUCAGCGAUUUGGAACUCCAUAUAAAGAAAAGCUGAAGCUCUGACCCCUUUCAAGGUAUGUUAAAGGGGUUGUCUCGCUUCAGCAAAUGGCAUUUAUCAUGUAGACAAAGUUUAAGGGGGUUGUCCUGGCUUUUGUCCUCGGGAUAGGUAAUUAAUAUCAGAUCGGCAGGGGUCCGGCACCCCCGCCAAUCGGCUGUACGAGGAGGCGGCAUGCGCAGUGUGCACGUGCCGUCUACCUUCUCUCUUGCUGUCCCAUAGACAUCCAGCAGCACACAGGAAGAGAGCAGGGAGACGUCUCGUGCACACCGCACACGUCGUGUCCUCAUACAGUUGAUCGGCGGGGGUGCCGGGUGUCAGACCCUUACCGAUCUGAUAAGCUCGGACAACCUCUUUUAAUACAAGGCUCUUACUAAUGUAUUGUGAUUGUCCAUGUUGCCUCCUUUGCUGGUUUGAUUCAUUUUUCAAUCACAUUAUACACACAGCUCGUAUCCAGGGGUGACGACCACCGUGCAAUCCCAGCAGCGGUGGUCGUGCUUGCACACUAUAGGAAAAGGCGCCGGCCUCUCUGGUGGGACCGUGCAUAAGCCAUUUAUUUUCUAUAGCAGGGAUCCGCAACCUCUGGCACUCCAGCUGUUCUGAAACUACAAUUCCCAGAAGUCUCCUUUCAUUUCUGUGGGAGUUAGAAGAACAGCCGAGUAAGUUCACAUGCUGAGAACUGUAGUUUUACAGGAGUGCCGAAGGUUACUGAUCCCUGUUCUAUACUGUGCAAGCACGGCCACCGCUGAUGGAUUGCAUGGUGGUCGUAACCUCUGGAAACGAGCAGUGUCUAAUGUGAUGGAAAACUGAAUCCAACCAGCAAAGGAGGCAAUAUGGACAAUCACAACACAUUAGUAAUGUCUACAUGAUAAAUGCCAUUUGCUGAAGUGAGACGACCCCUUUAAAUUAAUUGUUUAAAUUAAUUGGCGCUAAAUUUUCAACCUAGUUAGUUUAGAAUAAUGUUCAAGGUGGAAAUUCACUUUAAGCUCUUACAUAGACACCGCAAGCCAAACAUGACAAAGUGUCCUCGGUUUCUAAAAGUGAUCUGGAACUGAGGCGGCCAAAGCUCCUCCGCCAGUAUUACGUGUUUCCAUUCGCAGUCCUGUCACUUGUACGUGUUUCCAGCCAUCGUAUCUUUUCUAGAUGUUAAGACAUUUCUGCUCACUCAAUAGCCUUUCCUCAGUCUCCAGAGAGCAGUCUGGUGGGAGAAAUCACCGUUAAGAUGCCAAAAUACACUCCAGAAGCUGUCCUACAAUCUCGAUUGAUUUGUUUGCCACAAUCUUGAGUGGGUUCUUAAUUGCCGUUUUGAUAAUCGGGAAGAGAUAGCGUUGGUACCAGCCGCUGUGUGUGCGCCAUCAACACUGUACUAAUCAUUCGGGUACAGAUUAAACUGUUACUGGG